This is a messenger RNA of Rhineura floridana, 1098 nucleotides long. RefSeq names its product protein Wnt-4-like. Gene Ontology annotation, molecular function: cytokine activity; frizzled binding. Gene Ontology annotation, cellular component: extracellular region. Gene Ontology annotation, biological process: multicellular organism development; canonical Wnt signaling pathway; cell fate commitment. The record is from RefSeq and is a predicted model, not a curated record. The coding region runs from base 1 to 1098 and encodes 365 amino acids. Lineage: Eukaryota; Metazoa; Chordata; Lepidosauria; Squamata; Rhineuridae. The transcript has 6 exons.
AUGGCCCAAGAUAUUUCGGUGCCUGAGCCUUUGCCUGUUGAACCUUCUUUCUUCAUGUUUGUCUUUCUCACUCCCUCUCGACGUUUCUUGUUCUGCUGCCACCGGCUCCUCAUUCAAUAUCUGGCCAAACAGCCAUCACUUCGAGGGCUUGUGAGGGAUCCCAGUGCCUGUGAAAGCCUGAAGGGCUUGUCAGAAGAGCAAAUAAGGCUAUGCCAUCGCCAUGUGGAAGCCAUGGACUCAGUCAAGCGUGGGGCCGAGGUGGCCCUCCAGGAGUGCCAGCACCAGUUUCGUAACCGCCCCUGGAACUGUUCUACUCUGCAGGGGCUACAGGUGUUUGGGAAAGUUAUUCUACAAGGCACACGAGAAUCAGCUUUUCUUCAUGCGAUCUCUUCGGCUGGGAUUGCUUUCGCUGUGACCCGAGCCUGUAGUCGCGGUGAACUGGAAAAGUGUGGGUGUGAUCGCAAGGUCAAAGGCGUCAGCCCUGAAGGAUUCCAGUGGUCAGGCUGCUCUGACAACCUGUCCUAUGGCAUUGCCUUCUCCCAGGCCUUUGUGGACGCAACAGAGCGGAGCCGUGGAACGUCCUCCAGCAGAGUGCUAAUGAACUUGCACAAUAAUGAAGCUGGGAGGAAGGCUAUCCUGUCCCAUAUGAAGGUGGAAUGCAAGUGUCAUGGCAUGUCAGGGUCCUGCGAGAUCCGCACAUGCUGGAAGGUCAUGCCCCCAUUUCACAAGGUAGGCAACAUCCUGAAGGAAAAAUUUGAAAGUGCUACAGAAGUACAUCUCAAACGUGUGGGAUCCCGAAAGCUGCUGGUGCCAAAGAAUUCCCGCUUCAAGCCCUACGCUACUCAUGACUUAGUCUACUUGAUGGCCAGUCCAGAUUUCUGCAGCUGGGACCCUCGUGGAGGGAUCUUUGGCACCUCAGGACGUCAGUGCAACAGGACUUCCCCUGCCAUGGAUGGCUGCGAGCUGCUGUGCUGUGGGCGCGGCUUCCAUACAGCUCAGGCAGAGGUGGUGGAAAGGUGCAGCUGUAAGUUCCAUUGGUGCUGCUCAGUCAAGUGCAGACAAUGCCGGCACCAGGUGGAGGUGCACUGCUGCCAAUAG